ACCAUGUCGAGCCUCAGGCUUCCUUUGAUAAACACGUUCUCGGACCGGUGGCUCCCGCCCUGUAAUGAUAACCAAGCCAUCCUUCACACAUCACACCGGGCCCUUGAAAGUUGAAACUGUCGCCCACUAAACGUCGUUGAUAUGGCCCUCUCAGCGAAUAAACAGCGCAUGGCUCGUGGUGAGCUGUACACAGCAUUUACUCCUGAACUUAUUGCAGAACGGGCGCGUUGCAAAAAUGCAUGUGCACGCUAUACAAAUGCUGGAGAAGUUCCCCGCCGAAAAUUGACUGAGUUGUUCAGGGAGUGAGUCUAUCGCCUACCACCUCGUGCGGGACUAUUUUUGCUGAUGCUUCCAACAGCAUCAUUCAAGACAAUACACCACUGCCUCCUCAGGCAUCAACAGCUGAGGAAGACGACGC
Molecule: messenger RNA, 418 nt
Organism: Didymella exigua CBS 183.55
Lineage: Eukaryota; Fungi; Ascomycota; Dothideomycetes; Pleosporales; Didymellaceae
Exons: 1
Coding region: 142-306 (54 amino acids)
Molecular function (GO): acetyltransferase activity
Source: RefSeq, a predicted model, not a curated record